CUGUACUACUGUUUCUUCCAAAGUCAAAUCGAUUUUUUUAAGUGCUUCAUUAGAGAGAUUCUUAGCUCGAGAAACCAAGCAAUGAGUAUGUUUCAAGCCACGGACCCCACAUGCAUAUGCCAUUGCUGCCAUUAAUGAUGAUCAUAACAACCCAUUUUCUUAAUGCUGCAUUUUUUUUCUAUUAAACCAUACAGUGAGUCAUUUUUGUAGUUUUUCUCAUCUGGGUAUGAGUUGUUUUUGGCUCUUGUGUCUUGUUUAGGUAAUGGGUUGGUUUUGAAUUUUGAAAGUUUAAUUUUUGUUAUGUGGGUUGUUGACCUAAACUAGGUGGAUGGGAUAAGGAACCAUUUGGGUUUGAUUUUGUGGUGGUGGCUGCUAUUGGAGUGGUUCUGGUUCUAGGGUUUUUUUUCUGGUGGGGGAUUUGGCUCUUUUGGUUUGGUGGGUUGCUGGGAAUUUUGAUAAAGGUUUGGAAGGAGCUGCAUUGUGAAUCAAUUUCAAGGCUGAAAUUUGAGGGGAAUUGCUUCUUGAAUUGUUAGUGUUGGAAGCUUCAUUUGGUGCUGGUUAGGGAUUUCAGCUUGAUACAGUGUUUCAGAAGGGUUUUGGAUCCGUUCUUGACUUGGUUUCUGUUAUUGAGUUGUUGUUGUUGUUGUUGUUGUUGUUGUUAUCUUUUUGGGAUUUGACUAGAUGGCUUGCGUGAAAUUGGGUUCCAAAGCUGAUGCGUUCCACCGUCAAGGGCAGGCCUGGUUCUGCACAACCGGGCUACCUAGUGAUAUAGUUGUUGAAGUUGGUGAGAUGUCCUUCCAUCUUCACAAGUUUCCCUUGCUCUCUAAAAGUGGGGUUAUGGAAAAACUGAUUGCUGAAGCUUCUGAGUCAGAGGAAGAAUGUGCCAUCCACCUUCCUGAUAUUCCUGGCGGGGCGAAAACAUUUGAACUUGUGGCAAAAUUCUGCUACGGUGUGAAACUUGAACUUACUGCGUCCAAUGUUGUGCACCUCUGGUGUGCUGCUGAGCACCUUGAAAUGACUGAGGAAAAUGGUGAAGGUAAUCUAAUUUCACAGGCCGAAACCUUCUUCAGUCAGGUGGUUCUCCGAAGUUGGAAAGACUCUCUGAGGUCACUUCAAACCUGUGAUGAUGUUCUGCCUGAUGCGGAAAAGCUCCACAUUGUGAAAAGGUGCAUUGAAUCACUUGCUGCAAAGGCAUCUACUGACCCAAAUUUAUUCGGGUGGCCAGUACUGGAACGUGGUGGGCCUUUGCAGAGCCCUGGCGGAAGUGUCUUGUGGAACGGAAUAAGUACUGGGGCAAGACCAAAGAAUUCAAGUGCAGAUUGGUGGUAUGAGGAUGUAACAAAUUUGAGUUUACCUAUUUAUAAGAGGUUGAUAGCUGUUAUGGAAUCUCGAGGAAUUCGGCAGGAGAUCAUUGCUGGUUCUCUUGCUUUCUAUGCUAAAAUGUAUCUACCAGGGUUGAAUAGACGCCAGGUUUCUGGUGAGUCCAGCACCCGUCUGACACAGAUGGCUUUGGGGUCUCCACCGUGUGAAGAAGACCAGAAGAUUCUACUGGAAGAGAUUAACCGGUUACUCCCAUUGCAGAAGGGCCUGGUCCAAACAAAGUUCCUCUUUGGUCUACUUCGAACAGCCAUGAUUCUACGAGUGGACUCCUCUUGCAUAUCAGAUUUGGAGAAACGUAUUGGGAUGCAGCUUGAUCAAGCUAAUCUGGAAGAUCUCUUGAUGCCAACUUUCUCAUACUCAAUGGAGACACUUUACAAUGUUGACUGUGUGCAAAGAAUUCUUGAGAAUUUCCUUGCCAUGGAUCAGGCUACAGGUGCUGCCUCUCCAUGCUCAAUUGAUGAUGGCGAGUUGAUGGGAUCGCCUUCAUUAACGCCAAUCACCAUGGUAGCCAAGCUGAUCGAUGGUUACCUGGCAGAAGUUGCCCCAGAUGUUAACUUAAAACUUCCCAAGUUUCAUGCCCUUGCUGCUGCUGUUCCUGAGUAUGCCAGGCCUUUAGAUGAUGGUUUAUAUCGCGCUAUAGAUAUUUUUUUGAAGUCUCACCCGUGGUUAGUGGAGUCUGAGAGAGAGCAACUGUGCAGGCUGAUGGACUGCCAGAAGCUCUCACUAGAAGCAUGCACGCAUGCUGCGCAGAACGAGAGGCUACCCAUUAGAAUAAUAGUUCAAGUUCUAUUCUUCGAGCAGCUCCAGCUCCGGACUUCAAUCGCUGGUUGCUUCCUGGUUUCAGAUAAUCUCGAUGGAUCGAGACAGCUAAGAAGUGGUUUUGUCGGGUCCAACGAGGGUGGCGGCGGCUGGGCGUCCGCGGUGAAGGAAAAUCAGGUUUUGAAAGUGGGAAUGGAUAACAUGAGGAUGAGGGUGUCAGAGCUUGAGAAAGAGUGCUCAACCAUGAGGCAGGAGAUUGAGAAACUGGGUCGUUCAACAAAGGGAUCAUCAUCGAGCACUUGGGGAGCUGUGUCCAAGAAGCUCGGGUUUAAGAUGAAGUCUCAGAUGUGCAGUGCUCAAGAAGGAUCCGUUAGCAACCAGAACAAUGGAAGUAAUAAGGUUGUGAAGUUGAAGGAGAGACAAGUUAAGCACCAGAGAAGUUCUUCCAUUAGUGAUAAAGCUUCACUCUCUUCAAUUGUUCUUUCUUAGUGUCUGCAUUUUCAUUUAUUUACUGAAGUUAUUUUUUUCUUUCUUAUUUCUCUUAUGUUACUAUGUCAUAUUGGUUAAACAGUUUCUUUGCCUCUGCAUGUCAAGAAAGUGUAGAUGGAAACAAAGGUCCUCUGUAGUUGCAAGUGUAAACCUUAGCUUUAGUUUCUUCUUCUCUUCCCACUGCUUGUAUGCACAUUACACUUCCUCCUGCUUAUUCAAAAUAUUCAUAUGUUUGAAAUUUUAAAA
Messenger RNA from Lotus japonicus, 2874 nucleotides. Its product is annotated as BTB/POZ domain-containing protein At1g30440. Bases 682 to 2628 code for a protein of 648 amino acids. Gene Ontology annotation, molecular function: protein binding. Lineage: Eukaryota; Viridiplantae; Streptophyta; Magnoliopsida; Fabales; Fabaceae. The record is from RefSeq and is a predicted model, not a curated record. The transcript has 4 exons.